Tigriopus californicus is the source of this 1540-nucleotide messenger RNA. RefSeq names its product farnesoate epoxidase-like. The record is from RefSeq and is a predicted model, not a curated record. Bases 58 to 1515 code for a protein of 485 amino acids. The transcript is spliced from 7 exons. NCBI's taxonomy places the organism in Eukaryota, Metazoa, Arthropoda, Copepoda, Harpacticoida, Harpacticidae. Gene Ontology annotation, molecular function: iron ion binding; heme binding; oxidoreductase activity, acting on paired donors, with incorporation or reduction of molecular oxygen.
AAGUCUUCUUCAACGACUCACUGAGAGCUAUUCAAGUCUCUCAGAGCAGCUCUAGAUAUGUUGUGGUUAUUUCUUCUGACACUUGGAGUGGUGAUUAUAUGUAUUCGACAUCUGCUCGAAUCGUGGAACUUUCCUCCGGGGCCUCCAAGAUAUCCUAUCAUAGGUAGCUUGCUCUCUAUCGAGAAAUAUGGCAGCCACCUCAUUUUGCAAGCGACGAAACUGAUCCCACAAUUUCCCAAAAUGGUUGGCUUUUUCGCCGGGCAAAUGAGAGUGGUUAUCAUCAAUGACUUUGAUUUGGCCAAGAAAAUGGCAUUCAGUGAUACCUUUUCGGGUCGCUUGAUUGGCAUGUAUACGGAAACCAUGCGCGGUUACAAUCGAAACAUUGGAGUGAUCAGUACUCAGGGUCAAAUUUGGAGGCACAAUAGAAGAUUUUCCUUGACUACGCUCAAAGAGUUUGGUUUUGGGAAUAAGGGGAUGUGGUCAAUUAUUGCCGACGAGGCAGGCAUAAUUGUGACGGAUUUAAAAACCCAAUGGGAUGGCCAGGACCUUAUGGUGAAUCAAACCUUCAAUAUAUCGGUCUUGAACAUUCUCUUCAAGAUCGUAUCUGGCAAACGAUAUCGGCCUGAUGAUCCGGAAAUGAAGGAGCUCAUGAGAGUUUUAGCUUUGGUUUUCAAAUCGGCCUACAUCGAGGAGGUGUUUCCGAUUCUUCAGUAUACCAAAUUUACCCGUGAAUUGUAUGGGCAUUCGCAAAAACAGUUGCUGACCCAAACAUUCAAAUCCAUGUUCGAGCAAGUUAUUCAAGAACAUGAACAAAAACUGCAUACCAAGGAGUCACCCGAGGACUUCAUUGACGUCUAUCUCCAAGCCAAAGAAGGAAAUGAUCUGUUCACCAAAGAGGACCUAAUUGGCAUCUGCAUGGACUUCUUCGAGGCUGGAGGGGAAACGGUUGGAUCAACUCUUUCGUGGGUCUUCUUGUACAUGUCACUAAACCCCGAGGUUCAGGAAAAAUGUCGAAAAGAGAUACUCCAGUCUUUGGGCGUGCGGGAGCCUACAAUGGACUACAGAGGUAGCGUUCCUUACACAGAAGCUACCAUCAUGGAAAUACAAAGGUGUUCUUCAGUGGCUCCCAGUGGGUUAGAGCAUAAGGCCUUGGAGGACACCGAACUAGACGGAUACACAAUCAAGAAGGAUACUCUAUUGUUUUACAAUAUCAAUGCCUUCUUUAUGGAUCGUGAUUAUUGGGGUGAUCCGGAAGAGUUUCGCCCGGAGCGAUUUCUCAACGAUGAUGGCUCAAAAACCCUCAAGAUUGAACGGUUCAUUCCAUUUGGAUUUGGCAAACGAGUUUGCAUGGGCGAGUCCUUGGCCAAGGCAGAGCUAUUCAUCUUUACCAUCAUGAUCCUUCAGAAUCUAAGGAUCAAGAUCUCUGCCAAUCAUGCCAAACCUGAUCCUGGCCAAUAUGAGGCCGGAAUCACGCGAUCACCUUUACCUUUCCAUGUCACGUUGGAGGCGAUUUAAUAAUACACACUUUGAAUUUUGUGAA